Molecule: messenger RNA, 446 nt
Organism: Entrophospora sp. SA101
Lineage: Eukaryota; Fungi; Glomeromycota; Glomeromycetes; Entrophosporales; Entrophosporaceae
Source: the annotation of a GenBank genome assembly
GUUCUAGACAUUUGAGAACGCUAAAUGAUUUAAAAACAAGAGGUCUUAGCUUAGAUGAAUGUCGUUCCCUUCAAAGUUAUCUUAAAGAUGUAAAAUUAGAAAUUACAUCAUAUGGAAAAAGAAGACAAAUCACCAUCAGCAGAUUAUCACAUGAAAGUGCUGCUAAUUUAAAAGUUAAUAAAAACGAUCGAAAUUCUCAAACUAUUCAGCAAUAUUUUAAAAGUCGGUGGGAUUAUGAAUUGCAAUAUCCUAAAUUACCUUGUAUCGGUGUAUACAAUCGAAAUCUAAAAAAGGAUGAUUAUUACCCAAUCGAAGUUUGCGAAAUUGUUAAAGAUCAAAAAUUUGAAGAAAAAGAAUGGAAACCACUUUCUGAAGAUACACGAAGACAAGUUGUUCGCAAAACAUGGUUAAAGAGAAUGUUCAAUUAUAAAAAUUUUAUAUUAUAA